GGGAGGGGGGCGGGACGAGUGUGACAAUCGCUGGAGCGGGAUCGCGCCGGCCGCGGGGUCGCGCUUCGUCCUGUUCCUUCCGCGUGUGACCGGGACAACACCAGCAGCUGCCGCUCCUGGUCCCGGUCCCGACGGUCGAUCCACGCCACUCGCUCCGGGGACGCCGCCUCCCUGUUGACUGAAGAUGAACCAACUAUUUUUUGCACUGCUACUUUUCAUUCAAUUUGGAGGUGUUUGCCUGCACCCAAAAGAUUAUCACAAAAACGUACACGUGGAUCCUGAAGCCUAUAUGAAUAUUUCUCAGCUUAUCUCCUACCGUGGUUACCCUAGUGAAGAGUAUGAAGUGACGACUUCUGAUGGCUAUAUCCUUUCUAUAAACAGAAUUCCCCAUGGAAUCAAUGAAACUAUGGCAAAAGAAGGAUCUCGUCCAGUAGUAUUUCUACAGCAUGGUUUACUGGCUGCUGGAAGCAACUGGGUCACAAACCUGGCCAGCAACAGCCUAGGGUUUAUACUAGCAGAUGCUGGUUAUGAUGUCUGGAUUGGAAACAGUCGAGGAAAUACCUGGUCCAGGAAGCACAAAAGUAUUCCAAUUUAUAAGGAUGCAUUCUGGAGGUUUAGCUUUGAUGAGAUGGCCACCAAGGACUUACCAGCAGUAAUAGACUUCAUCCUCAAAAAGACAAACCAAAAACAGUUGUAUUAUGUUGGUCAUUCUCAGGGGACAACAAUUGGUUUCAUAGCCUUUUCUAGAAUGCCUGAGCUAGCAAAGAAGAUUAAAGUCUUUUUUGGCCUGGCUCCUGUUGCAACAGUUAAAUAUGCUACCAGCCCACUGGUGAAACUCGCUCAUCUUCCAGAGUUUCUUAUCAAAGAAAUAUUUGGGAAAAAGGAUUUCCUUCCACAGACUGAGAUGAUAACGUGGCUUGCUACACAUGUGUGUAAUCGUUUCUUGAUUGAGGAGCUGUGUGGCAAUGUAUUCUUCUUAAUAAGUGGAUUCAAUACAAAGAAUCUUAACAUGAGCAGAAUACCAGUCUAUUCAGCACACUGUCCAGCUGGAACCUCUGUACAAAAUGUUCUCCACUGGAGACAGAAUGUAAAAACUGGACUCUUUCGGGCUUUUGAUUGGGGUUCCAACGAUAAGAAUAUGGCUCACUAUAAUGAGACAAUACCACCUCUAUACAAUAUAAAACGGAUGGAUGUUCCCACUGCUCUAUGGACAGGAGGUCACGAUUGGCUGGCUGAUCCCAAUGAUGUGAUUAUGUUACUGCAUCAAGUACCCAAGCUAAUUUACCAUAAGCAAAUCCCAGACUGGGAACAUCUAGAUUUCAUCUGGGGCCUGGAUGCUCCAGAGCGCAUGUACAAUGAAAUUGUUGAUCUUAUGAAAAAGUAUCGCUGAGUCCAAAGCAGUGUGCUGUAAACCAUUUUAAAAUUGGAGGCACUCCAUUUUGUGUUUUGUAUAUUUUCCCUUUCCAGCUACAUUACUGGGACCAUUGAUGGCCUCAGAUAAUUUUUAAAAAGAGACUAUAUUACCAGAUUUUUAAUUAAAGCUUUGGUAAUUUGAUGUCCAGAUUGUGCCUGAGCUGUGUUUAAGCACGAUGUGAAUGUGUCUGUGUUUGUGUGUCUAAUCCCAUACCUUGGUAACCUUCUGAUGGUUAUGGGAAAAUGUUGGGCUGUGACGUGAUUUAUCACUGGCAGGUGAUGUUACUUGGGAAUGAUCCCAGUUUAAAAAAAAUAUCUUAAUCAUUAGCUUCAACCACUGACAAGACGGGGGAUUUUUAAAAAAAAUAUUUUUCACUGAUCAUGCCUGUAAUUGCAACACAUCAAUGCAGCCAAGUUAUUCUAUUCAGUGUCUGGAUAAAGACUAAUUAGAUUAAAUACAGCUCUUUUUUUGGAAAAAAAAAUUAGUUUUCUACUAGUAGAUUUUUUUUCUUGCCCAAAGUGAGUACCUUUUUGAACCAAAGCAGGCCUUGUACGUUGUACUGGUGCUUCUGCCAUGGAGCAUUAGGAGUUUCAGACAAUGGAGUAAUGAUUAUGUAUGCAAGUCAAGACACUGAAUUCCCCAGAGGCCUUAAUUUCAGAUGUAAUUAUUGUACCUGAUUGCUUUUCAGAUAUUGUAGUGAUGAUAUGGAACCUUAUCCACUGAGUUCUGUAUUUUGAUACUUGUGCCACUAAUUCAAAUUUGGUUGAAGGUUUCAAUGACAUUUGUUUGAUUUCUGAAUGCUGACUUUAUAAAAUAGAUCUUAACUCAUUGCAUGGGACAAUCUACACCACUUCAUUCAAAGUCAGUAAAUGGUUUAAUUAGAAACUUAGUUACUUAACAUUAUUUAAUUGAAAUAUUUGAAUUUCCACAAAAAUGGCAUUGAAUGACCUUGGUGUGGACUGUGCUAACAUUGUGACCAGAUUUGGUUCAGGUACUAAACCUGAAAGACCUAUACUGUGUGUGUGAAAUUUAUGGAAAUUAUUAAUUGUACAAAGCAAUUUUAAUGUACUUCCAAUAACAUUUGAAUUAAUAGUAUCUUUUAUGUGAGCCAAAUAUUCAGCAGUGUACAUCACUAGGCAAUGUUGAGUUUGUGCCACGUUUGAGCAAGCUGCAGGAAAAUGAAAUAGUGAGAGCAUCUUGCAGACAGACACAAUUCAACAUUCCAGGGGGUUAACUGAUGAUGCUUUUAUAAAGCCAUGUAAACUGUUUGUGUAUGUACUGACCUGACUAGUACAUAGUGGAUGUUUUACUUUCUCCUUUAAAACACUUGCUUGCAACUCAGACAAAUUUGUAAAAUCAGCCACAAAGUGACAACUUUGAUUUUCUUUCUUAAUGCCUGUGGAUUUGUUGUUAACGCUACAAUCUCUGGCACAUUGUAAUCAGUGGGUAUUUGAGUUAAUUACAUUGGAACAUGCAGGGUUAGAGCAUCUGUCAGCACUCAGCUGAAUUUCAGAACAGUAGUAAAUGGUGGAUAGUAACAAUACCUUGACUAUGAUUGUUGUGGUGUUUAAAUAUUUAAGUAGUUAAAAGCUGGUGGAUGAUCAGACAAAACACGAACUCCAAAAGCAAAAAGUACACAUCAGUUCUGAUGUUACUGCUCCUUAUGUGAAAGCCAUCAAGCAUACCUGUAUAUUGUUCUUCAUGUAACUGUAUAGUUCCUUGUCACAUGUCAUGCUAUUACAAAGGAACCAUUUCAAUAAAGAGAAGCAAAGUUUGA
Molecule: messenger RNA, 3191 nt
Organism: Pristis pectinata (smalltooth sawfish)
Lineage: Eukaryota; Metazoa; Chordata; Chondrichthyes; Rhinopristiformes; Pristidae
Gene: lipf
Product: lipase, gastric
Exons: 10
Coding region: 185-1390 (401 amino acids)
Molecular function (GO): hydrolase activity, acting on ester bonds
Source: RefSeq, a predicted model, not a curated record